GGUUCGCGCGGUGAGGGUCUUGUCUUCGUUGUAGUAGGUGAUGGCGAUCAGCAACUCGGUGUGUCGGUUAUACAUGUUCGCUCGAAGAUUAUACCCAUUCUUCAGCGUGAACUCGCUGGGAUCACAAGUCGCUGCAGUGUCUAUUCAACCCGAUGUUAGCCAGCAUUCUCGUCCACCACGCCACCUGUCUGUCCCUUCUACGAUCCCAUCGCCUCCUCAUCAUGGUUUUCACGGGGUGCACGUACAUCUCAAAUGCGUAAACUCCUCGCUCCCAAUCUCCAAAUCGUUCCGAUACUUCGCUUGGAUCGCAUUCUGAAUCGCGCUGGGCACGGGGUAAUCCGCACUCAACACCGCCCCCUGCACCAACUUGACCUUCCUCGUCGCGUUCCGCUGCAACCCUCCGGACGCUUUCGGCGGUUGCUGCCGCUGCCGAAACGCCUCCACGCUUGCGGUCUCGUUGCGGUUGUACGGGUCUCCCGCAUACGGUGGGACCGGGGGAGUGCCUGGGCUGCCGACGCCAUAUUGCUCGUUGAACGGAACGGGCGGGGUGGUGGUGUGGGUGUAGGCGCUGUCGGCGUAAGUCUCGGUGAGGGAGUAAGCGGAGGUCGGGCGCUCGGAGGGGGUGGUGGUUUGCAGGCGGUAGGUGGGAUCUUGAGGAGGGAUGUUGUGGGAACGCAUGCCGGUGGGAUCGCGGUGGAGGAGCGACUGCUCGUCUUCGCCCUCGGAGGAGUCGUGGCGAUUAUGAGGCGGCGGGUAUUGCUGUGGGAAGGACAUCAGCGGACGUGGUCCGAGAGGAGGGCGUUUCUGAGGAUCGAUGGUGUAUGAAGAUUGAAGGGUCGUUGAAUAGAAAAUAGGGGAACUGUGGGUUCACCAAUUUCAUCCGCGAGGGAGAUACACGUACAUUAUUACCAUGUGCGUCGUAGCCCGGUUGGCCUUGACCCCUGUAUGCCAUGUUUGAGGAGGAUGGGGGGGUGGAUUGUAGUUUGAAGUAUCGAUUCCGGAGUUCUG
Eremomyces bilateralis CBS 781.70 is the source of this 1008-nucleotide messenger RNA. RefSeq lists its product as uncharacterized. The transcript has a single exon. The record is from RefSeq and is a predicted model, not a curated record. Lineage: Eukaryota; Fungi; Ascomycota; Dothideomycetes; Eremomycetales; Eremomycetaceae. The coding region runs from base 253 to 825 and encodes 190 amino acids.